ACUUGAUUAUUGACAUCUGUCAAAUGGGAUUUCGUAAUUGGAAUAGAGAUUAAGUUGUGUUCUCAAAUAUUAAGUGUAUAAUCUAUGCCGUAUAAUCUAUGAUCUAUGAACUAGGUUACAAAUUGAGAUGAAUCUUUCUCUAAAAUUAGUAAUUUGUGAUUAUUUUCUUUUCUUUUAAACUGAUAAAUAUAAAGCUUAGGUUCACAACUUGAAAUAACAAUAGUACAAAAUUUCAAUCAUGUCACACAUUAAUGAUUUGAUAGGUGUAGCCCGUGGCUUACGGCUAGUUGUUGAAGCCAGUACAAAGAUGCAGCAGGAAGCAUGUAGUAUUAUGUGGAAUAACUCUAGCAUUAGGCCACUCCUACAACAAUGCCCAACUAACCCACUCACAGCUUAUAAACCUAGUGCUGAUACUGCAAAAGAUGUAAUCGAAAGAGCAGUGGUUGUUGCUCAUGGCUUAAGGAAAUAUGUUGUAAUGAAUGUGCCUAAUUUAAACCCUGAUAUCGAAGGCAAGGUAGAAAUGGACCCCAAAUUGCAACAGGAGAUUGAAGAGUUGAAUCGAGAAUUCAACAGAACAUUUGCCACCUUAGAACAGAAAGUUCAGAAUAAAGAUAGCCCAGCUGAAUUUGUAUCACCACUAGAAAAUAUUAAAAUGCAACCUGAGCCAUCCAGAAUUGAGAAAGAUGAAGUUAAAACAGAAAUACCCAAGUUUGAAAGUGUUAAACCUAAGUUUGAAACUUUGAGUAAUACAACACAAUUUGCAACACAAACAAUACCAAAACCAGUUGCUAAAAAGAAAAUACGUGUAUCUCUUAGUGAAAAUUCCAAAGCUCGUGUAGUACCAUCGUCGAGAAUAGGUCGUAUGAUUUCGUUUGGUUCACUAGCAGCUGGACUCGGAGUCGGCACUAUAGCACAGUAUGCACGCAAUACUUUGCAGUCAGUCACAGGACAAGCCGAUGAAGCCGCUAAUUCAUUUUUGUCUCCAGCUAAUGCUGAAAGAAUUGUUGACACGCUUUGUAAAGUCAGAGGAGCAGCACUGAAACUAGGUCAAUUAUUAAGUAUACAAGACGAAUCUGUGAUAUCCCCGGAACUUCAACGAAUAUUCGAGAGAGUACGGCAGUCUGCCGAUUUCAUGCCAGCAUGGCAGGUAGAAAAGGUGAUGAGUUCGCAACUUGGACCCGACUGGAGAAGUAAAGUACAAAGCUUCGAAGAGAAACCUUUUGCUGCAGCUUCUAUAGGUCAAGUGCACUUGGCUGUACUGCAUAAUGGUCGGGAGGUCGCAAUGAAGGUUCAAUAUCCCGGAGUCGCGAAAGGGAUUAACAGUGACAUUGACAACCUUGUAGGAGUUAUGAAGGUAUGGAACAUGUUUCCUAAAGGCAUGUUCAUAGAUAACGUUGUGGAAGUGGCGAAAAAAGAACUAGCCUGGGAAGUCGAUUAUAUACGUGAAGCGGAAUGUACUAGAAAGUUCAAGACUCUAUUGGCACAGUAUCCUGAAUACUUCGUUCCUGACGUCAUAGACGAAUUGUGCGCACAGGAAGUGAUAACAACAGAACUGAUAGACGGCGUACCUCUCGAUAAGCUAUUCGACGCAUCCUAUGAGACACGCGUCGAUAUCGCGUCCAAGAUCAUGAAGCUGUGCCUCAGAGAAAUGUUCGUACUAAGAUGUAUGCAAACAGAUCCGAAUUGGGCCAAUUUCUUCUACAAUACUAAUACGAAACAGGUAAUAUUGUUAGAUUUUGGAGCUACAAGAGAGUACUCCAAGGAAUUCAUGGAUCAGUACAUUGAGAUAAUUAAGGCAGCCUCAUUGGGCGAUCGCGCUGCUAUAUUGAGAAUGUCGCGUGAGAUGAAAUUCUUGACUGGCUAUGAAUCUAAAAUCAUGGAAGAAACGCACGUUGACACUGUCAUGAUAAUGGGCGAAGUAUUCACCAGUGAAGGCUCCGGCGAUUUCGACUUCGGAACCCAACAAACAACGAGACGGAUACAAGCCUUAGUGCCGACGAUACUAACGCAUAGACUCUGUCCGCCCCCGGAGGAAAUAUAUUCAUUACACAGGAAACUCUCAGGCGUCUUUCUGCUAUGCUCGAAGAUGAAAAUUAAAAUGAACUGCAGGGAUAUGUUCAAUGAGAUUUACGAUCAAUAUAAGAGCAACAGCCUCAGGUAAUUGUUGUUAUGAAAUCUAUAUAGCAAAAUUGUCGUUGUUAAACUAAUAUUUGUUAUGUGUUAUUAUUUGAUAAUUUGAACAUUUGCACCAUUAUAACCACGCUAUAUAUAAGACAGAAGUAAAGAAAUUUGGUUAAAGUUAAGUUUUUAUUCAGCAUCACAAAGUAAUGGUAGGUGGUGGUGGGACCUCUUGUGAGCCCGCGCGGGUAGGUACCACCACCCUGCCUAUUUCUGCCGUGAAGCAGUAAUCCGUUUCGGUUUGAAGGGCGGGGCAGCCGUUGUAACUAUACUUGAGACCUUAAAACUUAUAUCACAAGUGGGUGGCGCAUUUACGUCGUAGAUGUCUAUGGGUUACAGUAACCGCUUCACACCAGGUGGGCUGUGAGCUCGUCCACACACCUAAGCAAUAAAAAAAAUACAUUUAGGACAUAGCAUAUUGAUUUGACAACGACGGUGUAGUGUUAAAUAGUAUUAUUGAAAACGAAGCUACUUUUCUUAAAUUCGAAAAUAUGAGAAAAAUAAAAACAAGUAUGUCACAACAAGUUGUUGGUGGAAAGAGUUUUUGAUUCGGCAAUAAGAUUUUUGGUUUAUUUUAUAAAAUGUAUUUUAACUGUCAUGCUUUCGAAGAGUUGCUUUUUUCUAGGACAAAACGAGAACAAUAUACCAUGGUGAAUAAAAAGUUUUUCACUAUAAAUCGAACAAUCAACUUCAUGAUAAUUAUUUUCAGUAGCUAUUUUAUUAAAAAACAAUUGAAUUUAACAUAGAGAUCAAAACUAUUAAUAUUUAUUAAUAGAUUUCAAUCAUAAUGUUAAUUUUGUUGCAUUUCUUGCAUUUUGUUGCAUACUUAGAAUAAUUUUUUAUAGAACUAACACGAAUUCUAAUAGUCAAAUUGAAUGUCACAGUUAAGAGUGUUGAGGAAAAACUUGUCGAUAAAAUUAUAUAUUUAUAAUUUUUAAAUAAAUCUUUGACUUAUGCCUAUUCAUUGUUUAUCCAAUUGAAUUGAAACAGCUGCUAUUUGCAUUUCAAGAUUUUUUUUAAAUGCCAAUUGUGUGGUAGUUUAAACAAAUGCUUAUAAUUAAGACUUUCAACGUGCUGAUCAAAAGUUACUAAUUCUAUACAAAUAUGAGUGAUGGGUGGGUUUAAGUUACAUACAUAUAUGAUUGUCCUGACUAUAACAGUUUUAAGUGCAAGGUACAAACUAAUAAUAUAAUUUGUAACUAGACUGUUUAUGUAUCUUGAAGGGUAAUUAUCAAUAAUUUAACAUUUUCUUUUUGAGAAGUGGUCACAAUAACACGAAAAUGAUUUUAAAGUUAUUAGUCGUGACAAAUAUCUUAUUUGACAGGGUAAUAUACCAAUUAUAAUGAGUGAUAAAGUUUUAACAGAUUGGGCCUUGUGAUACUAAUGUGCAUAAUUACUUAAUAUUAGUGAAAACGAAUUAUUGUACUGAUAAUAUUAUGUGCGCAACUGAUGUACAUGUUAUUCGAGAAGGCUUUAAUUUCACAUGAGAGACUUUCCAGUUAGUGUUAUUAUACAAAUAAAUGAAAAAUAAACAAUUGCACGGUGCUAAAUAAAUUAGAGUUAUAGGAACUGCAAGAAAAAAUAAUAAAUAUCCUAAUCACUAUUUCUUUACUGAAGAUAAUUUAAAAAAUAUAUAUUUUCAUAAUAUGAUUGUUUCUUUAUUCUGAAAGUCGACAUCGAAUAUAGAGAUCAUCUUUAUUUCGUAAUAGAUCCUAUAUUUCAUUAGGACUUUAAUGUAAUAUCAAAAUGUAAACAACAUUGAAAUGUAGUGACUUAGUUAUAUUUAGUUAUGUGUAAAUAAAGUCCUUGUAACGUAAAUCUUUGGAUACCCUAUCCUUUUAACUGCAUCAUUCAAUUUAACAGCAAUAAAUAGUUGACACGUGAUGAGUGUUUACUCUAAAAUACCUGUGUCUAUAAAAUUUGUACGGUGCUAUCUUUUCAAAUGCCAACCUCAAAAAUAAUAAAGUUAUUAGGUACAUAAAAUGUUUUUCAAAUAGCAUUGUAGGUUGAACAAUGUAGUACAUAGUGCGCGUUAAUAUUAUCAUAUAAUUUAUGUGUAUUUUAUUAAGCUUGUAAGAGUAAAAUUAAUUAAGUUCAAUAAAAUCAGCUUUGUGGAAA
Molecule: messenger RNA, 4296 nt
Organism: Bombyx mori (domestic silkworm)
Lineage: Eukaryota; Metazoa; Arthropoda; Insecta; Lepidoptera; Bombycidae
Gene: Coq8
Product: atypical kinase COQ8B, mitochondrial
Exons: 9
Coding region: 239-2161 (640 amino acids)
Biological process (GO): ubiquinone biosynthetic process
Source: RefSeq, a predicted model, not a curated record